AUGCAGGCCAAGCUUGUCCUGUCCCUCCUAACGCUCGUCCAUGUCGCAGCCGCUGGCGUUGCCUCGACGAUCAACGAGCUGCGCCAAAAGGUCCGGACUAGCUCUGGCUCCCAGCAUCAUGCACGAGAUGUCGACCCCUCGCAAUUGUAUCCUGCCCACACCAUUUCCGUGCCAAUCGAUCAUUUUCACAAUGAGUCCAAAUAUGAACCACACACCAAUGACACCUUCGAGUUGCGCUACUGGUUCGAUGCCAGCCAUUACAAGAAGGGCGGUCCUGUGAUUGUUCUCGAGGGCGGAGAGACCGAUGGAACCGAGCGUUUACCCUAUCUUCAGAAAGGGAUUCUUGCGCAGCUGGCGCAGGCAACUAAUGGGAUUGGCGUCGUUCUGGAACAUCGUUACUAUGGCAAAAGUUUUCCCACCCCUGAUCUCUCGACGGAAAACUUGCGUUUCUUGACCACGCAACAGGCUCUCGCGGAUGCGGCCUAUUUUGCUCAGCACGUCGUCUUUGAGGGCUUGGAGGACCAGAACCUGACCGCGCCCAAUGUCCCGUACAUCGCCUAUGGAGGCUCGUACGCAGGAGCCUUUGUCGCGUUUCUUAGGGUCGUGUAUCCGGACAUCUUCUUUGGAGCCAUCUCUUCUUCUGGCGUCACAAAGGCCAUUUACGAUUACUGGGAAUACUUUGAGCCCAUCAGGGAGUUCGGCCCGCCUGACUGCAUUAGCACGACCCAGAAGUUUACCCACAUUCUCGACAACCUCUUGCAAUCGUCGCGCAAUGAUUCCAGUUUAAUCACUCAGUAUAAAUCGCUAUUUGGGCUGCAAAAUCUCACAUAUAACGAUGAUUUCGCGAACGUGCUCUCUACCCCACUUGGUUCGUGGCAGAACAGAAACUGGGAUCCGGCAGUGAACGACCCGACGUUUUUCGAAUACUGUGGCAAUAUCACGUCCAACUCCACGCUUUACAAUACCACCGUCAGCAAAGCAUCCCAGGCCAAGAAACUCAUUACCGCGGGCGGAUAUGGACAACAGGCCUCACAGCUCACGAACCGGCUGCUCAAUUUUAUUGGAUGGCUCAAUCAAACCUCUAUUUGGCCUUGUCUCAGCGGCGGCCAGACUGCAGACCAGUGUUUCACGACACACAACGCAACCUUCUACGAGCAGGAUGAUAUCAGCCAACAGUGGAGAAGCUGGCCAUACCAAUAUUGUACCGAAUAUGGUUACCUGCAAACUGGCAGUGGCGUGCCGCGCAAUCAGCUCCCAUUGAUCUCACGCUCUAUCGAUCUCGAGUACUUGAGUAUCAUCUGUCGCGAUGCCUUCAACAUCACCACCCCUCCUGAUGUUGAGAUUGUGAACCAGUAUGGUGGCUUCGACAUUACUUAUUCUCGACUCGCCAUUAUCGGUGGCCAGGCGGACCCUUGGAGGCCAGCGACGCCCCUGGCAGAUCAAGCCAAACCCCGACCAAACACAAUUGACCGCCCAUUUAUUGAGAUGGAGGGUGCUGUUCAUCAUUGGGAUGAGAACGGACUCUUUCCGAACGAGACGACCCCCAGCCUCCCUCCAAAGCCAGUGGCAGAUACCCAAAAAGCAGAAGCUGCCUUUGUAAAGGCAUGGCUUCAAGAAUGGAAGUAG
This is a messenger RNA of Rasamsonia emersonii CBS 393.64, 1626 nucleotides long. RefSeq names its product serine carboxypeptidase. Lineage: Eukaryota; Fungi; Ascomycota; Eurotiomycetes; Eurotiales; Trichocomaceae. Bases 1 to 1626 code for a protein of 541 amino acids. The record is from RefSeq and is a predicted model, not a curated record. The transcript has 6 exons. Gene Ontology annotation, molecular function: dipeptidyl-peptidase activity; serine-type exopeptidase activity. Gene Ontology annotation, biological process: proteolysis.